This is a messenger RNA of Magnolia sinica, 2069 nucleotides long. RefSeq names its product probable folate-biopterin transporter 8, chloroplastic. The record is from RefSeq and is a predicted model, not a curated record. The transcript is spliced from 2 exons. Bases 119 to 1714 code for a protein of 531 amino acids. NCBI's taxonomy places the organism in Eukaryota, Viridiplantae, Streptophyta, Magnoliopsida, Magnoliales, Magnoliaceae. Gene Ontology annotation, cellular component: membrane.
AAAAAGCUCCACACACUCUCUCUCUCUCUUUCUCUGCAUUUGACAUUCCAAGCUAGUCUCUCACCCUCCUCUUCCUCCCUAAUCCAAUAUAAUCUCAACCCUUAAUCAAACACUAACCAUGAUUAUCUCCAUAACAAAGCCCGCUCUAAAACCGAAGCGCCCCAUCUUUCCAAUCACACCAAGACCACCGCCAUCUCUUUUCCUCUCUUCCAUCUCCAAUUCCCACCAAAACCCAAAAAUCUCAUCCCCCAACACCUACAAUUCCAUAAAAUCAAACACCCAUCUCAUAAAACCUCUCUUAGACCCAAUUCCCACCUCCAAAACCUCUCCUCCUAUUCCCUCCACCAACAACAGCCAUUUUCUCCAUCUGGGUAAUUCAAAGGUGUUGGUCUUGUGUGGUUUUGGGUAUUGGAUCCAAGGGUUCAGAUGCUUCCCUUGGCUGGCUCUCAACUUCCACAUGGCCCAAGGUCUUAACCUCCACCCUUCCACACUGCAGCUGGUGCAGUACACUGCUAAUCUGCCCAUGGUAGCUAAGCCUCUGUUUGGUGUCCUGUCUGAUGCCAUUUACAUUGGAGCUGCUCAUAGACUCCCUUACAUAUCCUUUGGAGUACUUUUGCAGGUUCUGUCAUGGGGGACACUGGCUUUGAUUCCAAUCACGGGUGUAACUCUUCCGACUCAAAUGGCAUGCAUUUUGCUGAGCAACCUCGGCGCAUCCUUCACAGAAGUUGCAAGUGACGCUCUCAUAGCUGAAUUUGGUAAAAAACACAAAGUGGGCGAGCUCCAAUCCUAUGCAUUCAUGGCACUAGCAGCAGGUGGGAUCUUAGGCAACUUGUCUGGAGGACUCUUCUUACAGAAAACCCAACAACCCAAAAUAUUGUUUCUUGUGUUUUCUCUCCUACUUUCAUUCCAACUUGCGGCUUCCUUAACUACAAGAGAGAACAUGAUUGAUGCACCCCGACGCCCAUCUCAUCAUCUCGUGCAGAAAUCCAUAUCGGAAAACCUAAGCAAACAGUUCUCCAACCUGAUCACAGCCGUCAAUGAAGACCACAUUUUCCGUCCUCUUUCUUGGGUUAUAGCCUCCAUUGCGGUUGUUCCAAUGCUAUCAGGAACCACAUACUGUUACCAAAUGCAGUGCCUAAAGCUCAAGCCUUCGAUCAUUGGGCUAUCUAAAGUGAUUGGACAAUUGAUGGUUUUAUCUGCAACCGUCUUUUACAAUCGAACCUUGAAAAGGAUUCCCAUGCGGAAACUGAUUUGUGGUGUCCAGAUCACGUAUGCUAUCUCUAUUCUGGCAGAUCUCUUCUUGGUAAAACAGAUCAAUCUCAGACUUGGAAUUUCUAACGAGGCUUAUGUCCUAUGCGUGUCGGCUUUAGCAGAAGCGGUCGCUCAAUUUAAGAUCUUGCCCUUCUUGGUGCUGUUUGCGAAUGUAUGCCCACGGGGGUGCGAAGGAUCACUCAUUGCAUUCUUAGCUUCAGCUCUGUGUUUAUCUUCAAUAUUCAGUGGGUUUUUAGGUGUUGGGGUGGCAUAUCUGAUCGGCAUAUCAUCUGAGGACUAUUCGAACUUGUCUGUCGGGAUUCUAUUGCAGUUUGUAGCAGCUUUGGUACCUUUGGGAUGGAUUUCUCAGAUACCCAUUUCACAAACAGUAAGGAAAGGAAGGAAGAAAAGUCAAAGGAGGAGAAGAAUGGUGCUUUUGCCUGCUGGCAAUGAAGAGAAGUGAAUUGAAAACGCUGCUCUUGUUCAUUUCAGUAUAAGCCCUGCAUGGAGAAUGAAAUGGAUGCAUGGAAGCUGGAAGCGGUGGUGUGCCGAAGGCUAUUCAAGUCCUGUCUGUUCCCGAUGGGCAUUUGAACUACUCCAAACAGGAACUCACUCUCUUGGUUUCAAUGCAGAUCGGGCUUCGGAAUGUGAUUCUCUCGACUAUUCAUCUGCCUGCUAUUGAUGAAUUCCUGUAAAGAUUCCCAUGAUUGAUGGGAAGAUGUAAUUCAAUUUGUUGUAUCAGAACACUUCCACCAAUGGUUUUGAGUAUGUAUAUAUUCAUAUCGGCCAUCUCAACGAUUCAAAAGAUAGUUUGAUUC